Messenger RNA from Penicillium cinerascens, 738 nucleotides. RefSeq lists its product as uncharacterized. The record is from RefSeq and is a predicted model, not a curated record. NCBI's taxonomy places the organism in Eukaryota, Fungi, Ascomycota, Eurotiomycetes, Eurotiales, Aspergillaceae. The transcript has a single exon. Bases 1 to 738 code for a protein of 245 amino acids.
AUGUCCGAAACCUCGCAUCAGCAGCCAUCCCCUCUUGCCCACAGAAUCGUUUAUAACCCCAAUGAACGCAACGGCUUAAAGAGAAACGAGCGCGAUGUGGUGGAGGGAGAUCGGCUUGUUGGGCAACUGAGGGAAGACUUCGGCUGGGACUGGGUCGCGAUUACAGAUGUGGAGCUCUACAAGUGCGAAUGGGCUUUCCAGUUCAGCAUUGAGAACGAGAGCGAAGGCACGCGGACGAAAAUGGAGUCUACUGAGCUCGGAAUGGUUGUUACUGAAGGGAGAGAGGUCUCUGAAUCGGUCUCAGCUAGUGCCGGUUUUAGCGGUUUCGGCUUUUCGGCGACUGUCAACGGGUCAACCGAGUCCAAAACUUUCACCUCGUCGGAAACCUCGCAAAUCAAACGCAUUGAAGAUACUUACGUCAUCCCAGCCAAAUCCAGUAUUUUCGUCUACAAAAGAAAAUACUUCUUCCGCUGCACGACAUGGUUUUACCAUAAAGGCGAGAAGGCGUACCUUAAGGCUGGGAGUCGCAAAACCGAGGGGAUUUUCGAAAACAGCAUCGUUGCCAAUGAGGAGUUGAUCAGCCCUACUCGUCUGACUGGGGAAGGGAAAAUUGUCGUGAAUCCUCCUAGGGAUGCUGUUAGGACCACAAAAGUGUAUAAUGCGGGGUCUUUCGAAUCCAACGGCAUUGCUAUAGCCUUGCAAAGAGUCUACCCGUGGGUUAGAAUCAUCAUCGGCUAG